Messenger RNA from Funneliformis geosporum, 309 nucleotides. The record is from the annotation of a GenBank genome assembly. NCBI's taxonomy places the organism in Eukaryota, Fungi, Glomeromycota, Glomeromycetes, Glomerales, Glomeraceae.
AUGACUCAACUCGUUCGUUAUAAAAUUCCAAUUAUUGGUCAUACUUAUAGUUAUUUGUAUGACUGUAAAGAUUUCUUUAAACUAAUAAGAAAAGAGUACGGAGGUAUUUUUAGUCUAUGUAGAUGGGGUCAAGUAAGGAUCUUUGUUGGUAGGAAAGAGCAUAUGCAUGAGGUAUUAGCAAGGGACGACGUAUUUGACUUUGAAAUAGUAAUUAAAAGGAAUAUUCCAGGAGACGUAAUGUUUGUAAAUGGAUUAGGUGACUUUAAAUAUAAUGCAGCGUUUGUUAAGAAUUAUAUCACGAAAAAUUAG